This is a messenger RNA of Haemonchus placei, 852 nucleotides long. The record is from the annotation of a GenBank genome assembly. NCBI's taxonomy places the organism in Eukaryota, Metazoa, Nematoda, Chromadorea, Rhabditida, Trichostrongylidae.
AUGGCAAUAGCCAUGUUGCUGAAGAUCUGUAUCAAGGGGACGACACAAGCUGAAGAAAUAGCCGCGGGUAUAGAAGAACAGGCUAACGGUGGUAAUCGUACGAAACGUCAGGCAUUCAAGGAUCGAAGAUAUCCGAAUACAUUAUGGUCAGAAGGAGUGAACUAUUAUUUCCACCCACUUGCCAGCAGAGAGAUGCGAAGUGCAUUUUUGAAGGGAGCAAAAUGGUGGGAAAAGGAUACCUGCAUCAAUUUUGCUGAGAAUCGCAUGGAAAGAUGCGACCCACGUACAUCAGUUAAAUGUGAGAUGGGCGGCUUCCCUCAUCCUCGAGACUGCCAAAAAUGCAUUUGUCCUGGUGGUUACGGCGGAGCCCGAUGCACAGAAAGGCCAUCAGGAUGCGGCGAAAAAAUUCAAGCCUCUACCAACUGGGUGACACUUGAAGAUGUUGUUGGUAACAACCGUGAAAAUGAAGAUUUCUUUACAUGUAACUACUGGAUUGAAUCCCCAGUCGGAACUGUAAUUCAAGUUAGACUGCUGGACUUCACGACAGGUCUUUCUGUUGACGGAUGCAAAUAUGCCGGUGUAGAGAUCAAAACCAAUAAGGAUCAAACACUCACCGGUUACAGAUUCUGCUCACCUGACGCUGCUGGAUUAACCCUUCAAUCGUUCACAAAUCGUGUUCCGAUAAUGACGUACAACAGGCUUUACAAAUCCAAGACUGUUCUCGAAUACCGAUAUGUCCCGAAAGGGUCGACUGUACCUCCUCCGCUCCCCCCUACAACCACCAAGAACCCCCUAGUCUCAGGUCUCCAAUGCACGGACGAAAGCAGGUGCGUAACAUUAGUAACUUAUUGA